AUGUCCCAGGAAGAUUCUGCUGCUUCUAACAAGAUGUACAUCUCGUACAAUAACAUCCACAAGCUAUGUCAGCAAGUGGCCAAGACCAUCAUGGAAAGAGGUGAAAGACCAGAUGUCAUCAUUGCUAUUACUGGUGGUGGUAUGAUUCCAGCCAGAAUCAUCAGAUCCUUCUUGAAGUCGAAGGGUCAAAAAAACAUUCCAAUCCAAGCCAUUGGUUUGUCAUUGUAUGAGGACUUAGGCCUUGAUAACCAAAUCGAAACUAUUGGUAAAGAAGUUAUCAGAACCCAGUGGUUAGAUUUUGGUGCUUUGGACAAACAUUUUGAUUCUUUAAUUGGUAAGAGAAUCCUUAUUGUAGAUGAGGUGGAUGACACCAGAACAACUUUGCAUUAUGCUUUGACUGAAUUGCAAAAAGAAGUACGUGAACAACAAGUGAAGUUGAACAGACUAAAUGAGGACACUACAUUUUCUAUUUUCGUUCUUCACAACAAGGACAAGCCUAAGAAGGUCGAACUACCACAAGAUUUGUUUGACCACGGUAGAUACCUUGCAGCCGUUACUGUGCCUGACAAAUGGUUGUGCUACCCUUGGGAAGCCAUUGAUAUUGAAGAGCACACCCAACUUGCUAUUGAGCAAGGCAAUAACUAG
Messenger RNA from Kluyveromyces marxianus DMKU3-1042, 645 nucleotides. It is a transcript of the gene XPT1, whose product is annotated as xanthine phosphoribosyltransferase. Gene Ontology annotation, cellular component: cytoplasm. Gene Ontology annotation, molecular function: hypoxanthine phosphoribosyltransferase activity. Bases 1 to 645 code for a protein of 214 amino acids. The record is from RefSeq and is a predicted model, not a curated record. Gene Ontology annotation, biological process: GMP salvage; hypoxanthine metabolic process; IMP salvage. The transcript has a single exon. NCBI's taxonomy places the organism in Eukaryota, Fungi, Ascomycota, Saccharomycetes, Saccharomycetales, Saccharomycetaceae.